AUGGAGAUUAAAUAUAGUGUAAUUGUUGCCGUUAUUUUAGUUCCAUGGCUCAAAGUGGAAGGUGCACCUCAAAGAAUAUGUUUCCCGAAGCAUUUUAUGUUUGGUGUUGGCACAGCUGCGUACCAGAUCGAGGGCGCAUGGAACGUUUCAGGUAAAGGCGAGAGUAUCUGGGACCACUACACCCACUACCACCCGGAGCGUAUCUUCGACCACAGCAGUGCCGACGUGGCCGCGGACUCCUACCAUCAGCUCAGAGAAGAUGUGCGACUGUUGGUAGAACUGGGCGUGCAGCAUUACCGCUUCAGCAUCUCGUGGCCGCGGAUACUGCCGAUGGGACUUAGCAACGAUGUAAACGAAGAUGGAAUUAGAUACUACGGUGCGCUGAUAGACGAGCUCCUUGCACAUAACAUCGAGCCAAUGGUCACAAUGUACCACUUUGACCUGCCGCAGAGUUUACAGGACUUGGGGGGUUGGACAAAUCCGAUCAUUGCUGAUUACUUCUUGGAUUAUGCUCGGGUCGUUUUCGACCACUUCGGCGAUCGAGUCAAAGUGUGGUUCACGUUCAACGAACCCCUAUCAUUUUGUCACGAUGGAUAUGGUGGUUUGGACGCUCCUGGCGCUAACAGUAGCGGAUUCGAGGCCUACUUAUGUGGACACAAUGUACUUCGUGCGCACGGGUACACAUACAGACUGUACCAGCAGAACUACAGUCACCUCCAGCGAGGUGUGGUGGGGAUAGUGCUCGAUUUCGCGUGGUGUGAGCCAGCGACUACAUAUGAAGGCGACCAGAGAGCUGCCGAAGCUGCGAGGCAGUUUCGUUUCGGUUGGUUCGCCCAUCCGAUAUUCUCGUCUGAAGGUGACUACCCCCCCAUCAUGAGGGAGCGCAUCGACGAGAUCUCCAGGCGCCAGCACUUCCCACGCUCCCGUCUGCCCACUUUCACCGCAGAAGAAGUGACGCUAAUCCGUGGUUCAUCAGAUUUUCUGGGAUUGAACCACUAUACCACGUACUUGAUUGCACAAGGAAACGGAAAAAUAUAUCCGCAGCCGUCUUUUAAAACCGAUAUGGGUGUCGUUGUUACCCAGAAUCAGGAAUGGCCAAAGGCCAACUCCAGUUGGCUGAGGGUGGUACCGUGGGGCUUCCGACGAGCACUGAACUACAUCAGGCAGAAGUACAACAACCCGCCCGUAUUGGUGACUGAGAACGGGAUAUCUCUGGAACGUUCGAACCGAGAUGUUCGCCGCGUGGGAUACUUGGCGUCAUACCUGAGUGCGAUGUACGCGGCCAUGUCAGAUGGAUGUGAUGUACGCGGAUACACUUAUUGGAGCUUCAUCGACACCUUUGAAUGGACGAGUGGAUUUUCCGAGCGUUUCGGUCUAUACGAUGUGGACUACAGCUCGGCGUCUCGCAAGCGAACGCCGCGUUUGUCCGCGAGCUACUUCUCCAAAUUGGCGCGAACUCGCUGCCUACCCGACUCGUGGAAUUAA
This is a messenger RNA of Parnassius apollo (apollo), 1485 nucleotides long. The record is from the annotation of a GenBank genome assembly. NCBI's taxonomy places the organism in Eukaryota, Metazoa, Arthropoda, Insecta, Lepidoptera, Papilionidae.